Messenger RNA from Radiomyces spectabilis, 916 nucleotides. RefSeq names its product histone-fold-containing protein. The transcript is spliced from 4 exons. The record is from RefSeq and is a predicted model, not a curated record. Gene Ontology annotation, molecular function: TBP-class protein binding; protein heterodimerization activity; general transcription initiation factor activity. Bases 123 to 554 code for a protein of 143 amino acids. NCBI's taxonomy places the organism in Eukaryota, Fungi, Mucoromycota, Mucoromycetes, Mucorales, Radiomycetaceae. Gene Ontology annotation, cellular component: negative cofactor 2 complex. Gene Ontology annotation, biological process: negative regulation of transcription by RNA polymerase II; RNA polymerase II preinitiation complex assembly; positive regulation of transcription by RNA polymerase II.
GGAUAUAUAGCCAGCCUUCCUCCUCUCUGGAGCCAUGUCCACAUUAUUUUAUCCUCAGUUUUUAUCACGCAUUCGCCCCAUUCGAUUGCAUUCCAUUCAUAUCUCAUCGACAAUAUACAAUUAUGAGUGAUAACGAGCGUUCAGGGCCUACCGGCGACGACGAACUUUCACUGCCCAAAGCCACCGUUCAGAAACUGAUCAACGAGAUGAUGCCUCAGGAUGUCGCUUGUGCAAAAGAUACGCGUGACCUUCUAAUUGACUGCUGUGUCGAAUUCAUUCAUCUUAUUGCAUCGGAAGCCAAUGAAAUUUGUGAAAAGGAGACGAAGAAAACCAUUGCGGGUGAACAUGUGGUGGCUGCUCUUCAAGCACUAGGGUUCGAAGACUAUGUGGAAGAGGUAGACGAAGUAUUCAAAGAACACAAAAAGCAACAAAAGGAUCGAGAUAAGAAGAGCACCCGAUUGGAGAACACGGGUAUUUCAGAAGAGGAAUUAUUGCGACAGCAAGAGAUGCUUUUUGCCCAAUCACGUCUAAAAUUCGAAGCUCAACAACAGUAACUCCCGUCUUCCUGCUUGCUCCUUGUUCUUGUUCCGUCAUAAACUGUAUACAGCAUUUAAUAUCUUUCCGCUUUAUUUUCCGAAGAUUUAUCUCUCCAUCCUCAAGAGUAUCUCCUUGACUCCUGAACCGUCGUCCAUCAGAUUUUCUUUUCACAUUUUGUAUGCAGACAAUCCACGUCAUUGUAAUGUUUGUUUAAUUUGGAUUGACAUCAUGGUUGCAUGGUCCUGUAGUUUCCUUUUUUCAAUGAGGGUAUCACUUUGCAAAUGUGGAUGAUCUUGUAUGCUGUGGUAUCAAUGAUGUAUAUUGUCAUUUAUACGUGCUUGUGUCUUUUUUUGGUGUAAUUAAAUUAUUUUCGACGAGC